Plasmopara halstedii is the source of this 189-nucleotide messenger RNA. RefSeq lists its product as uncharacterized. The record is from RefSeq and is a predicted model, not a curated record. The transcript is spliced from 3 exons. The coding region runs from base 1 to 189 and encodes 62 amino acids. NCBI's taxonomy places the organism in Eukaryota, Oomycota, Peronosporomycetes, Peronosporales, Peronosporaceae.
AUGCAGGGACUACGUGUGAAGCGUUCCCAAGUAAAGGUGACAAUUGAAGCGAAAAAACGUUCAAGGAAAAAAGGCCCCGACUCCGGUACCUGCGAGUUGUUUGACUUCAAGGGUGCACCAGAUGCUAAUACGUUUCAAUCGAUGGUAAGCUGCUUCAACCCGGAACAGUUGGAGCGGGAGCUAAGCUGA